Messenger RNA from Vicugna pacos (alpaca), 1856 nucleotides. It is a transcript of the gene MAS1, whose product is annotated as MAS1 proto-oncogene, G protein-coupled receptor. Gene Ontology annotation, biological process: G protein-coupled receptor signaling pathway. The record is from RefSeq and is a predicted model, not a curated record. NCBI's taxonomy places the organism in Eukaryota, Metazoa, Chordata, Mammalia, Artiodactyla, Camelidae. Gene Ontology annotation, cellular component: plasma membrane. Gene Ontology annotation, molecular function: angiotensin receptor activity.
ACCUGAAGAGCCCGGGCUGAGGCCUCCUCAUGGAUGAGACAAACGGGACGUCAUUUAUUGCUGAAGAUUCUGUGAACGCCUCUGCCAGCAGGAACACCUCCGCUGGGGACCAGCGUCGGGAAAUCCCAGUUUUGCACUGGGUGAUCAUGACUGUUUCCCCGCUGGGCUUUGUUGAGAAUGGGAUUCUCCUCUGGUUCCUCUGCUUCCGGAUGAGAAGAAACCCCUUCACCGUCUACAUCACCCACUUGUCUGUUGCAGACAUCUCGUUACUCUCUUGCAUUUUUAUUCUGACUGUUGACUACGCUUUAGAUUACGAGCUCUCUUCCAGCUACUACUACACCAUUGUCACGUUAUCAGUGACGUUUCUCUUUGGCUACAACACAGGCCUCUAUCUGCUGACAGCCAUUAGUGUGGAGAGGUGCCUAUCCGUCCUGUACCCCAUCUGGUACCGAUGUCAUCGCCCCAAGCACCAGUCAGCCUUCGUCUGUGCCCUCCUGUGGGCACUUUCUUGCUUGGUGACCACCAUGGAGUACGUCAUGUGCAUUGACAGCGAAGGGCAGACCCACUCUCGAAGCGACUGCAGGGCGGUGAUCAUCUUCAUCGCUGUCCUGAGCUUCCUGGUCUUCACUCCCCUCAUGGUGGUGUCCAGCGCCAUCCUGGUGGUGAAGAUCCAGAAGAAGUCGUGGGCGUCCCAUUCCUCGAAGCUGUACCUGGUCAUCACGGUUACCAUUGUCGUGUUCUUCAUCUUCGCCAUGCCCAUGAGGCUCCUCUACCUGCUCUACUACGAGUACUGGUCGACCUUCAGAAACUUGCACCACGUCUCUCUCCUCUUCUCUACCAUCAACAGCAGCGCCAACCCGUUCAUUUACUUCUUCGUGGGCAGCAGCAGGAAGAAGCGGUUCAAGGAGUCCUUAAAAGUGGUUCUGACCAGAGCUUUCAAAGAUGAGAUGCAACCCAGGCGCGUGGAAGACACCACCGUCACCCCUGCAACCGAGACCGUCGUCUGAUGGGGGAGGGAGAUUGUGGACAAAAACAGUGGGAUGCUGGCGAGCUGCAGUGUGUGCUUGGAAUGAAGGCACCAGAAGUAUCUCCUAAACAUGAUACAGAAGGACGCCCCAUCCCAUGCGCAGGAGACGCGAAUUAAGGCUGAGAUUGCGUUCUUGUGCUGUACCUCCUGGAAAUGCCUAAACACGUGUCAGACCUCUAUCCUUUCUGCACCUUCCAAAAAACUCCUUCUGUUCCUCCUCAGGUCUUCUGGCAGCAUCUCCUCAUGAACUAUCAACAUUACGCCAACAGGAAGGUUGACAGAUGUGCACAGGAAAAGGCAAAAGUAUUUGAUAGACCUUGAGAAGGCUGAGCCAUGAGCAAGAAGAACGUGGGUUUUGGAUUCAGGUUGACUCUGUCUUUGCUGCUUCUGUGACCUCAGGUUUAACCCGCAGGGUCUCAUUUCCUCACCUACAAAAUGUAACAGUAAUAGUCCACGGCUCCCAGGCUUGUGGGAGGGUGAAAUGGGACGACCAGGUAAGGGAAGCAUCUGGCACAAGUCAGUGUUAAGAAGCCGUCAGUCUCUCUGACUCCUUCAAGUGGAAGAAGAACUACGUAUUUCCAUUUUGUAGGGUUCACGCACACACAGCUCUGUCGUGUACGGAUGCUUCCAUGCGUCCUGUGAUGCUGAGUGUAAUUUAUGAGGGUCUCCUUUCUGUUUGCUGCAUGAAGACUUUUUGUGGGAUGACACCUCUGCUGCAAACACCUGCAGAUGCUGUGACACCCCAUGUGCCAGAGCGUGAUUUCGGGUUGUGAGGGGAAACACUUGGCCACCAGUACAGGAAUUUCUCACGGCCUCCUUUCCCUCUGGG